Molecule: messenger RNA, 732 nt
Organism: Penicillium verhagenii
Lineage: Eukaryota; Fungi; Ascomycota; Eurotiomycetes; Eurotiales; Aspergillaceae
Product: SDR family NAD(P)-dependent oxidoreductase
Exons: 4
Coding region: 1-732 (243 amino acids)
Molecular function (GO): oxidoreductase activity
Source: RefSeq, a predicted model, not a curated record
AUGUAUUCAUUCGAAGGGAAAGUGAUUGCCAUCACCGGCGCGGCCUCUGGAAUGGGAUUUGCGACUGCAAAACUAUUGGCUUCUCGAGGAGCUAUAAUUUCACUCGCCGAUAUCAACGAAGCUGCAGUCAAAGAAGCAACCGAAUGCCUCGAUGGAAGUGGAAAACACAUGUAUACAGUGGUUGACGUGCGCCAUAGCCAGGCAGUCAAUACCUGGAUCCAGUCUACGGUUGAAAGACUAGGAAAAUUAGACGGUGCCGUGAACAUGGCAGGCGUCAUUACUCCAGCCCAACCGAUCCAGGAAAUAUCAGACGAGACGUGGGAUUUCAAUUUUGCAGUCAAUACCCGGGGUGUAUUCUUCUGUUUAAGGGCCCAAUUGAAGGCGAUGACUGCGGGAGGUAGUAUUGUCACUGCUGCAAGUACCUUUGGGCAAAUGGGAUCGCCUGGCGUCUCUCCAUACUGCGCCAGUAAAGCUGCAGUCAUCGGUCUUUGCAGAACAGCAGCCAAAGAAAAUCAGAACAUUCGAGUGAACUGUGUUGCGCCAGGCUCAGUAAACACACCCAUGUCCCAAGGAGAGGAUCCAGAAGACGUUAAACGUGGCCUUCAGGCUACCGCUCAGAAACGACGAGCAGAGCCAGUUGAGGUGGCCAAUGUGAUUGCGUUUUUACUUGGCGACGAGGCGUCCUUUGUGACUGGAGCUGUUUAUAAUGUAGACGGCGGGUGGAUGUGUUGA